This is a messenger RNA of Hyalella azteca, 2483 nucleotides long. RefSeq names its product Krueppel-like factor 10. Gene Ontology annotation, molecular function: DNA-binding transcription factor activity, RNA polymerase II-specific; RNA polymerase II cis-regulatory region sequence-specific DNA binding. The coding region runs from base 83 to 2047 and encodes 654 amino acids. NCBI's taxonomy places the organism in Eukaryota, Metazoa, Arthropoda, Malacostraca, Amphipoda, Hyalellidae. The transcript has 3 exons. The record is from RefSeq and is a predicted model, not a curated record. Gene Ontology annotation, biological process: regulation of transcription by RNA polymerase II.
ACUGUGGUGGUGGCAGGUUGCACAGUGUCCGUGCUCUGUAACAUCACUGGGAUAAUAAAACACUGGAUUUCCAAAAUACGAGAUGAAGAAACAAAUAAUGAUCAAACAUACAGGGCCAUUAAAACUCGAAAAGAGGCCAAAUGCCAGCAGCAAUGCUGACCUGGAAGCGAGUGAAGCGCUACUGGCACUGCAAUUCACUACCUCAUCGUCUGGUGGCUCUUCGAAAACUAGCCUUGCAAACUCCUUCAAGAAAGUCAUGAGUAUGAACGAGAGAAAUUGUCCAGCUCAUGUUACGCAAUCCCACAGUCAAAAUUAUAACGCAAAUCCGUUUAUUAUUGGAAACGCAAUCCAGCGAAACCGAGGUAUGCAGCCCCUAGACCUGCAUGUAGAACCGAAGAUGGAACGGAGCUUCGAUACUGCUGAUUAUUUUUCGUUCAACAACGAGACAAAAAUUAAAGAACAGUACCACAAUUCAUCUCUAGAAUUCAUAAAUGUAUCAGAUACUCAUGCUUCUCAUAACUCGCGAGUCCUGGACUCUCGUGAAAAGUUACUGUCGGCUCUAAGAAGAAAUGCCGACCAAACCCAAUCUUAUGAGGGAGGACCUGGAUCUUUCUCAUCGCUUUCUCCUCCAGUUAAUCUUCCUCCUUCACCUCCGGCAUCGCAGGGAGGAGCCUCGCCUCACCACAUGUCUCUUGAUUCUGAUGGUGAAGAUCUCACCGAUCGAUUUUCCAAGACUAAAGAGAAUCUCCUGCCUAUUGGCUACGUUGGUCCCGAGUCUCCACCCUUGUCCCCUACUCAGUACUUCGGGUAUUUUUCAAGUCCUUCGGCUUCUUCCUCUCCCGCACUAUCAUCCCCCCUAUCAAGUGGAUUAUCCGUCCCCGUGUCUGUCAUUGUAAAAGCUGGAAAAGCAAAACAUUCUCGCAAGCUUUCCACAUCUUCUUUUCAGGAAGAAGAAAGACACUCCACGAAUGCCUAUGAUUUAAAUGACUCUUCGCAGAACUCGUACUUAGACGUCACUGGUGAAAGCUGUCAAAAUCCGUUUAGCGCCUCGGCAUCAGUGAGUGAAUUUGAGAGCGGAAAUGCUUCAAAUGCGAACUGUAGACCCAGAACUAUGGCAGAAAGGAAGAUGUACCCAGCAAGGCAAGCGAUGCAAACCGAGCCAAGCGAACUAUGUCACAACCCUUCAUACACAACCUUUCAUGGACAGUCUUCUUGUGAUUACACGAACGACGCUGUUGAAGCUUCAAGAUCCAAGAAAUCGUUUAAAUCGCAAACCAUUGAGUAUCAAAGUCAGCUUUUGAGCGAAGUACCUUUUUCUUCUCCAGUGCCAUCGCCUAUCACUGAUUCCGUCGAUAGUUGCUACUCGGUUGAUAAACCUGCCGGCAACACCAAACAUUCGUCUGCGAUGAACAUGCAAUACCCCGUUUCUCAACCAAUUGCAAUUGCUCCCAAAUUACCUGCUGGUCUCAUCCCAAUUACUUCAACGGCUGAUAUUGGAGCCAUUCAAAGUGCUAGUGUUUUAAAGACCACUCCCGGAAUAAUGCAUUUAAUCAUCACAAACGGUGAUUCUGGAACGGCUCCUACCAUAAUUCUAGCUCCUUCUAUUGUUGCCCACUACCAAAAUCAGCAGCAAGUCGUUGAUCAAAGGAAGAGAAUGUACAAGUGCCCUGUCGAGAACUGCGGUAAAACCUAUUUUAAGUCAUCUCACUUGAAGUCUCACGAACGUACCCACACCGGAGAGAAACCUUUCGCUUGUCAAGUCUGCGAGAAGAAGUUUGCUAGGUCUGAUGAAUUGUCUCGUCAUAAAAGAACUCACACCGGUGAGAAAAAUUUCCAGUGUCCUGAAUGUGGCUUCCGAUUCAUGCGAUCUGACCAUCUUGCAAAGCACAUGAAGAGACAUACGAGGAAGCAGAUUAGCUCCGGCACACAACCUGUGGCCCCAAAACUACCGGCUAUGACUGCAUCAGCCAUCAAUUUUAUUACUAUCCAAAACGCAUCUGCACUCCAAGCCACUCCGCUCCAAAUAACCUUACCUAAAAAUAUAUAAAUGAACUAUUCAUUUAUUCCUAAGACUAUCUCACUUAAUCCAUUGUAAUUUGCCGUCCUUAUUGAUUAUAAUUAGCGAUGAUAAAUUCCAGAGCUGAGAAAUGUAUCUCGAAGUUUUUUGUGCAAUAUUGUAAUCUACUGAUAGAUGAGAAUAACCUUGAAAUUUACUAAGCUUUUCGAUUCAACGAUACACUGGUGUAUCGCAUUUUAAUGUUUUGAAAGAAUAUAUAACAGCAUCCUUCAAUACAUCACCUCGACCAUGUUUGACAGUUUGAAGUUCCGUAUUUUAUGUGUUAGCUUAAGACAAAUUUUUCACAGGGUGCUGGGAACACAUGUGUCUCUCAUCCGUCUUGUGAUAUACGUGUUGUUUGCGUCGCCAAGUGCGACUGACUACCAAAGAUAUAAUAAUUUUAUACAUUCUUAUAAUCGUUUUUAAU